Molecule: messenger RNA, 651 nt
Organism: Pelobates cultripes (western spadefoot toad)
Lineage: Eukaryota; Metazoa; Chordata; Amphibia; Anura; Pelobatidae
Source: the annotation of a GenBank genome assembly
AUGUGGUCCGACCACGCACCACUCAUGAUCCAACUCACAUCGCCACUACACAAACCCAAAACCACAACGUGGCGGCUCCACGAAAACCUCCUAUCCAACCCGCAGGUGACCCAAGACGUACAACAAGCCCUGACGAACUACUUCACCGAGAACUUACCACAGGACACAUCCCCCCUCUUGACAUGGGAGGCCCACAAGUGUGUGAUGAGAGGGAUUCUCAUCUCACACUCCUCUGCCCUGAAGAAGGCACGGGACCACACGAUCCGGGAACUAACUGCCAAGAUAGGGACCCUAACACAGGCCCACAAGCGAACACUAGACGACACACUUCUCGGGGAACUCACAGCAGCCCGUGAAGAACUAGCACAGACCCUGCGGCAAUCGUACAGUAGGGCCCUCCAGCGCACUAAAUCAUUCUUCUACACAGAAGGAGAUAAGUGCGGCAGGUUGCUGGCCAGAAUGAUCAACAAAAAAACGUUCCAUGACAUAUAUUGCACGCAUGCGCGACGCCGCAGGCCAACUACACCACAUGCCAGAUCAAAUCGCUACAGCUGUAACCCGCUUCUACACGGACCUUUACGCGAUUCCCCCCCACGCCCCUCGGGCGGACCCUUACGUGGGCACGACCCGCAUGAACACAUACCUCACUAA